This is a messenger RNA of Pangasianodon hypophthalmus (striped catfish), 1955 nucleotides long. It is a transcript of the gene actr10, whose product is annotated as actin related protein 10. Gene Ontology annotation, biological process: retrograde axonal transport of mitochondrion. NCBI's taxonomy places the organism in Eukaryota, Metazoa, Chordata, Actinopteri, Siluriformes, Pangasiidae. The record is from RefSeq and is a predicted model, not a curated record. The transcript is spliced from 13 exons. Bases 111 to 1364 code for a protein of 417 amino acids.
UCUUCCCCGCCCUGCAAAAACGUCAAGCGCUAGCUGUUGUUGUGGAUAUUUUCUUCUGUGUUGUGCUGGUGGAGAAAGAGCUGUGUUGUAAAUCCAUCCGGUGAAUUAAAAUGCCCUUGUUUGAGGUUUUGGGGAGCGGAGGAGAGAAAACAGCUGUUGUCAUUGAUUUAGGAGCUGCAUAUACAAAAUGCGGCUUUGCUGGCGAGACCGGGCCUAGGUUCAUCAUUCCUAGUGAGAUCCAGCGUCCUGGACUCCAGCAGCCCAUUAAGGUGGUGCAGUACAACAUAAACACAGAGGAGCUGUACACCAAUCUGAAGGAGUUCAUUCACACAUUGUACUUUAGGCAUUUGCUUGUGAAUCCACGUGACAGAAGAGUGGUUGUUAUUGAGUCCAUCCUCUGUCCUUCGCACUUCAGAGAAACACUGUCACGGGUCUUCUUUAAACACUUUGAGGUUCCAUCAGUCCUGUUUGCUCCCAGUCAUCUAAUGUCCAUCAUGACUUUAGGCAUCAACUCGGCUCUUGUGAUGGACUGUGGAUAUACAGAAACUUUGGUGUUGCCUGUUUAUGAAGGAAUUCCUAUUCUGUCUGCAUGGGAAGCUUUGCCAAUGGGUGGAAAAACCAUUCACAAGGAGUUGGACAGUCUGCUGACAGAGCAGUGCACUGUGGACACGGACUCAAGCACCGGACAGAGUUUACCAACUGUCAUGGGCACCAUUCCAGAAGAAGUUGUAGAGGAUAUCAAAGUUAGGACAUGCUUUGUCAGUGACUUGCAGAGAGGCCUGAAAAUCCAGGAGGCCAAGUUCAACAUGGAUGGAACUGCAGAGAGACCCGCUCCUCCACCAGAUGUUGAUUAUCCCUUGGACGGAAGGAAGAUCCUUCACAUUAAGGGGUCGAUCAGAGACUCGGUUGCUGAGAUGUUGUUUGAACAGGACAAUGAAGAAAAGUCUAUUGCUUCACUAGUGCUUGACACUCUUGUUAAGUGCCCCAUCGACACACGUAAGGUUCUGUCUGAGAACUUGAUGGUAAUUGGUGGAACAGCCAUGCUGCCUGGCUUCCUUCACCGCCUCUUGGCUGAAAUCCGAUUACUGGCAGAAAAACCCAAAUACCGUGACGCUCUUGCCACCAAGAGCUUUCGCAUCCACAGUCCACCAGCCAAGCCCAACUGCACUGCCUGGCUAGGAGGGGCUAUAUUUGGAGCAUUGCAGGACAUCCUGGGUAGUCGCUCUGUGUCCAGAGACUACUACAAUCAGACAGGCCGCAUUCCUGACUGGUGCAGUCUCAGUAGUCCUCCACUGGAGUCACUGUAUGAUGUUGGAAAGACAGGUCCACCACUCAUGAAGAGGGCUUUCUCCACAGAGAAAUAAUCCACUAGUGACGCAUCUCUUUCUCUGAGGCAUAAAGACUUGCAUCAUCAAAGCCUCUUACUUACACUCUAUCAAAAGCGGUUAUGUAUCCUGUUUGCCUGUGAUUUUGUGUGUAGCUGUUCACAAAAAGAAGAAAAGUGGAGGAACCACUAGGUGGCAGUUUAUCACAAAAACUCACUAAGGGCAGACUGAUUAGAACAGCAUUUUAACUACAUGUCUUUUGUAAGCUUGAGAAGUUUAACUAACUAUUACAAGAGCAAGUCCAGCAGAUAAAUACCUGAACAUAACUAAACACUCUUUGAGCUUUUUUGAGCUUUAUAAAGUACCACUGUUUUGGCAGAAAUUCCACUGCUACUGAGUGGGGAAAAUAGCAGCAUUAUUAAGAAUAUAUGGGCUAUUUUCAUUUUUCCCCCUUCCAUUCCGUACAUUUAUAUCUGUGUUGUAUUUUCAGUGCUUUUAAAAAUCUUGCACUGCCAUAAGUUAAAAGAAGCCUACAUGUAUUUAAUUUAUUUACACAUUAGAUACUGAAAAUGCUGUUAAAAAUACAUGGUGUCUUAUGUGUACUAAAUAAAUGUUCCAACAUAAAAAUUU